Molecule: messenger RNA, 1848 nt
Organism: Penicillium taxi
Lineage: Eukaryota; Fungi; Ascomycota; Eurotiomycetes; Eurotiales; Aspergillaceae
Product: putative RNA binding protein (Arp)
Exons: 3
Coding region: 1-1848 (615 amino acids)
Molecular function (GO): RNA binding; 3'-5'-RNA exonuclease activity
Source: RefSeq, a predicted model, not a curated record
AUGGCCGCCGUCACAGCUCCCACUCCCAAGCUGGAUCGCUACGUUGUAAUCCACGUUGCAACCACAUGUGAUGAGCAUGGAGUCUAUGUCACCAAGGAUUCAGCUGAGGUGAUCGAAUUGGGAUGGAUUCUGUUGGACACCAAGACUUGUGAUGAGUUGCAUCGUGAAAGUGUCCUUGUAAAGCCUGUCAAUACUCCAAUCACACCCCUCUGCACGAGCUUGACUACUUUGACUUGGGAGCACGUCCGCUCAGCAGGUACAUUCCGUGAUGCCAUCUCGCGGUUUGACGCUUUCGCCGCGGAACAUCUCACCAGCAAGCAACUCGAAUUUGCCUUUGUGACGUUGGAUUCGUGGGAUCUGCGCGUGCAGUUGCCCCGUGAAGCCCGUGAUAAGGCCGUUGUGCUGCCUGCAUACCUGCAGCACUCCCGAACCUUUGACCUGCGCACCGAAUACCAGCGCUGGCAAACUCAUCAUCCCGAGUCGCUGCCCUUCGGUCCCAGCUCUUUGUCGAAUAUUUGUGCCGCUCUCGAGGUUGAGCCCGUCCAGUCUUCCGCCCCUAUCAAGCACAAUCUUCCAUUCCAUCUGCAAGCAUUGGCCCCAGCUUCCCCGCGCCGUGCUAUGGAGGAGGCCAUUACUCUCGCCCGCGUUCUCCGAGGCCUGAUUCGCAAGUCACAGCCUCCUCACGAACACCCCGAGAUCCUGACCCGCCCGAUGGAUGCCCACGCCGAUGUGCGUGCCUUCCUCACUGAGCGGAGCAAGGUCCUUCACUUGAGUGGCCUGCCCCACGACACCACACAAUCGGAGCUGGAGAGCUGGUUCACCCAGUUUGGCGGCCGGCCUAUUGCUUUCUGGACUCUGCGGACUCCAGACCAGCACAAGCCUACCGGAACUGGCUUCGCCGUUUUUUCAUCCCAUGAAGAAGCCGCCGAGAGCCUGUGCAUGAAUGGCCGAGCUCUCAAUGAGAAGGCAAUUGAGGUCUCUCCAUCCUCAAGCCGAGUCCUCGACCGAGCGGCCGAGAUCCUCACACCAUUCCCUCCCUCGAAGAACCGUCCUCGUCCUGGUGAUUGGACUUGCCCGUCUUGCGGGUUCUCCAACUUCCAGCGCCGCACUGCAUGCUUCCGCUGCUCCUUCCCGGCCAUGGCUGCUGCCCCCGACCCGAUGGGUUACGGCUAUGGAUACGGCCCUCCGUCCAUGAUGCCCCCUCACAUGGGCCAUGGUCAUGGCAUGGGUCACUCUCGGGGUAUGGGAGGCAACGGCGGUGUUGUUCCCUUCCGUGCUGGUGACUGGAAGUGUGGCUCGGAGGGUUGUGGUUACCACAACUUUGCGAAGAACAUCAACUGUCUUCGCUGCGGUGCCCCUCGUUCUGGCGCUGCAGUUGUGGCCGAUAACGCAUUCAACUCGCCGAUGGAUCCACCAUCUCAGUUCGGCAUGGGUCCCAAUUCAAUGGCAAGCACUCCGGCUCCCGGUCCGUUUGCUUCCACCGCUGGUGGUAGCUUCGGUGGUUUCAGCCAACAGUUCGGUGGUCCACCUAACAACUAUGCCCUCCCCACCGGUGGUCUGGGUAAUGCUCCGGGAGCUUACCCUCCUAUGGGCCAAGUGAACUCGGGAUAUGGCUCGUCAAACAACUCUCAUUCGGCUGCAUCCUUUGCAAACCCUGCAACACAGGCGGCAUUCACUGGCGCUGACCACGGCGUCCCCUCCACGAACGCCUCCAACGGUGCUUUCUACGGCUCCGAGGCCUCCAGCGACCCUUUUGCAUUCCUGUCGACUGGCCUCGGUGGUCUGACCGUUUCUGAUGAUCCUCACUCUCGUCGGAACGGUACUGGUUCUAACAAGUCGCCAGCCUAA